This is a messenger RNA of Drosophila ananassae, 954 nucleotides long. RefSeq lists its product as uncharacterized. The transcript has a single exon. NCBI's taxonomy places the organism in Eukaryota, Metazoa, Arthropoda, Insecta, Diptera, Drosophilidae. The coding region runs from base 1 to 762 and encodes 253 amino acids. The record is from RefSeq and is a predicted model, not a curated record.
AUGAGUGAUCGUCCUGGCAGCGACGUCGACCGGCUUCGGCUAAAGGUGUGUGUUUGGAUCUACGGAAUCGCUCUGGUGUUCAUUUUCCUGGCCCUCCUGCUGCUACUCCUGCCCGCUCUACUUUCCCAUUAUGACCUGGUGCCGAACUGUACAGCUGCCUACUCCUUUUUCGUAUGCGGCCUGUUCAUCCUGAUCCUGUAUGUCUGGGUGGAUUGGCUGCGGUUCAAGGUCCCUUUCAACUGGAUCGCCUCCUGCGUCGUAGCCGCCUGCCUGGCUCUGGGCACUGUCUCAGUUAUUCCCGAGCAGGCGGUGGGUCGUACGUUGCUCUUCGCCAUCGAGAUCCUGGUAAUGGUGUCCUUCUUCCUGAUGCUCGCCUACUGGCAGCUGCCGGACUGCCCGACUGUCGUCUAUUUGCUGCUCGUAUGGUACAUAUAUGCGGUCUGCUCCUGGUUUCUCUGCGCCGUGGUGGGGAGCAGCCUUUCUGACCCGGAGGAUGUCAUCAGCUUCGCCAUGCACAUUGUCCUUUGGCAGAUGAGCUGCCCCAUAAUCCUGUUCCAGGGCCAAGUAAUCUACGGCUAUUACGGAAAUCACCCAACGUUUCUGGAUAUGCCGCUCUGUGCGCUAAUACUCUUCGUAGACUUUCUGGGAUUCUACGCCUUCCUAGACGGUGCUGAUCACAUUGCCAAUUCCAUCCUUUAUACCGUGGACCCAUCGGCCUCCCGUUUCUUCAGUCGAGUCCUGAAAAGCCAAUUGGACACUUGAGAAGGACAAUGGGAUUUAUGAGUGCGCUCACUAAAAUUUAUCAAGAAACUUGGUCAUCCAAAUAAAAAUGUAACCCUUUGAAUGUAAAAAUACCACGUAUUGUCCAAAUAUUAAGUAUUUCCUAGAUAUAUUUAUAAAUUUUUAAACAUUGUUAAAAAUACAAAAAUUGUAAGCGCUUACAAAAAUUAUAAA